Trichomonas vaginalis G3 is the source of this 525-nucleotide messenger RNA. Its product is annotated as protein ubiquitination. Lineage: Eukaryota; Parabasalia; Trichomonadida; Trichomonadidae. The transcript has a single exon. Gene Ontology annotation, molecular function: transcription factor binding. Gene Ontology annotation, biological process: regulation of transcription by RNA polymerase II. The coding region runs from base 1 to 525 and encodes 174 amino acids. The record is from RefSeq and is a predicted model, not a curated record.
AUGCCACGUUCAUUUGAUGCACAGACUGUUCCAACAACUGAGGCCAAUACUACCGCCUUGAGAAGUAUUCCAAAACUGAACUCCAAUUUUGUGCAAAUCAAUAAUUUGCUAGAAAAGGCUGCGAACGAAGGUGAUGAAUUUACCAUUAAGGUCGCUGUCGACGAAAUGUUUGUUGAUGUUCGAGAUCCACUUUUUGGACUUGAUGCACUGUUACAUUCAGUCUUCCAACAAAAUAAUUGUUUGAGGGAUUUGCUCAUCAAGUUUGGAGCAAAUCCUAAAACUCGAUCAAAAGAAUUGAACACAAUGCUGCAUCUAUAUGCAUUAAAGGGGUCCAUUGAAGAUGUAGAAUUAGCACUACAAUAUAUUGAUAUCAAUUCUCAGGAUGCUAAUGGAAAUACACCUCUCCAUUAUGCACAUCAAAACCGUAACAAUCAAGUUUAUGAUUUCCUAAUUGCCCAACCAGGUGCUGAUCUUACAGUUAGGAAUAUCAGUGGUAAAACACCAAAUGAGAUGUCUGCUCCAUGA